GACUUUCCAUUCAGUGUACAAGCAAUUGCACAAGGUUUGGUCAUUCAGUAAUUCACAGCCUGUCCACCUUAAAUCAAGAUCUCUCGGGUUCAAGCUGUUAUGCGAACCAUUGUGCUGUUGGUGUUGUGGGUACUGGGAACAUCACUGGUGUUGUCAGACCCCGACACAGCCGGAGACAAGGCAACCGAAGAGCCUAUUCCAUGUUCUAAGGGAUGCUCCUGUAUGCACGAUGAAUACAGCUUGGAGCUCAACAUGUACUGCAGUGCUCGAAACUUCACACAAGUCCCAUCUGAUAUGCCGCCAUCCGCUCACUCUCUCUGGCUGGAUGGCAACUUAUUCCCCUCGCUCCCAGCAUCGGCUUUUAAGGAUCUUACAAAUCUGGACUUUUUGAAUCUGCAGAGUGGCCAGCUGGCGACUCUUGACCCUCAGGCUUUUAAAGGUCUUCGUUCACUAGCACACAUUCACCUUGAGCGCAAUCGCCUGCGGGCAUUACCGGGUAUUAUCUUCCAGAACACACCUAACCUUGCCUCACUUAGUCUGCAUAACAACCAUCUGAUUCGUGUUGAGGAGAGACUGUUUGCUGGACUUUCAAACAUGUGGCUUCUGAACCUAGGGUGGAACUCACUAGCAGUUUUACCUGAGACAGCAUUCCAGGACCUGACAGGUCUACGAGAGCUUGUUCUAGCAGGGAAUAGACUUGCUUACUUACAACCACAGCUCUUCCAAAAUCUUGCUGAGCUUAAAGAGUUGGAUCUUACUGGAAAUUAUCUCAAAGUCAUCAAGGCUAACGUGUUUGUUAAACUCACUAAACUACAAAAGCUUUACCUGGCCCAAAACCAGAUCGUGACAGUUGUUCCCAGAGCCUUUGUAGGCAUGAGGUCGCUCAGAUGGCUGGAUCUCACAAACAACAGACUGACUGCACUUCACGACGACACUUUCUUGGGCCUGCACAGUCUUCAUGUGCUGCGUCUUUCCAACAACUCUAUCACUGGAAUUAGGCCCAGGACUUUCCGCGAUCUGCAGUACCUGGAAGAACUACGACUCAGCUACAACAGGAUCAGAGCCCUGGGCGAGAGGAUCUUUGAAGGCCUUAGUCAUCUUGAGGUCCUAGAGCUAGAGCAUAAUAACUUGCAGGAGGCACAAGUUGGUAGUUUCACAGGCCUGUCUCAUGUGGCUGUUAUCAACCUGUCCGGAAGCUGCUUCCUCAGUCUACCGGACCAGAUGUUCAAGGGCCUGUCGAAGCUUCACAGCCUUCAUCUAGACAGAGGCUGUCUAACAAGAAUCACAACUCAAGCAUUCACUGGACUGUCUGGUGUACGGAGGCUUUUCUUGCAACACAACAACAUCUCUACAGUGGAACGCCAGAGCUUUGUGGACCUGGUAGGCCUACUGGGACUAGACUUGAGUUAUAACAAGUUGGAGGUUCUCCCAACCAACACAUUUUCUGGUCUAAAGAAUUUGGAGUACUUGCUAUUGUCCAACAAUGAAUGUCGACAGUUUUUGCAAAAUGGCACAAAGCAGUUACUUCCAAGGCUGCGCUAUCUAGACCUGAGAGCUAAUGCCUUGACAAGCAUGGUACCUGAUUUCUCAGAGAAUAUGGAAAAACUUUUGUUGUCUGGGAACCGGUGGAAAUGUGACUGCGGUGCCCUCCCACUCAGAAACUACAGCUUGAGGAAUCCACUGGUGAUACCUCGGCAAGUGGAGACCCACGCAGAGAGUGAAGAGCCUGACACUACUAUCACCAUAUACAACAACAUUACAUGCACCAGCCCACCACAUCUAGCUGGUAUGGACCUACGGGAUAUUGACAAUGAAGUCUUCCAAACCUGCUAAGCAGACACAAACAUACAUGAUUACAUAAUUGAGUGGUACACAGGACAGAGUAUUGCAGUAUUGUCAGAUAAUAUUUUUAAUAAUGUAACUAAAUGUUUCAAAUUUCAAGUUCAAAACUGUAAUACUGAUGUAAGAUUCAGUUUCAUAUUUCACGUUGACUAUUAACAGAAAAAUUGCUGUCAUCAUCUUUACAGAAAAUAUGUUUCAAAACAUACACUUAAAGGAUGCUAAGAUGUUUUUCAUUUUAAAAAACAACAACAACCGACCACUUUUAAUUUCCUUCUGUUUUAUGGAGUUUUGCGUUAAUAGUGACUGUGUAAUUGUGGGAAAAUGCGACUAUAGUGGGUAAACUGCCACCUCUUUAAAGAAAAUAGAAUUUUAUUCAAUCCUCAAAAAAUACUUUGAGAAAAUUCAAUUUAUACUGACAUUAGAGAGUAAGAGGGACUGUAUAUAUCUUAGUUUAGGGAUUUGAUCUCUUAAUAUGGAGACAGUUUUGCAUAUAUAUGCAAGUAUAUAAAAAAAACAAUGAAUGGAUUUAAAUGUGAUAUAUUUUAAUAUAUUUUAAAAUGUAUUCUAUUCCUCUAUAUGCUAUCAUGUAUAAACCAUUUGGACCUCCCUUCAUGCUCUUUAACACACAAAGUAUCAAAUUUACAUUGUUACAGAAUGCCACUUUCAUUGCUGUGAUCAUGAGCAUUUUAGGACAGUGAAAAUUGUGAUAACAAGAAAGAAAACUGGAAUAGACCAGUAAUCUGAAAUGGAUGGAUGAAAUGGUUAAUGUUAAUAAGAGGAACAAAACUAAAAUGGCAAAUUUAAGACAUCAAGGCAUAAUAAAUGAUAAUUUAUGUGACGGGUGGAUGUCCAAAAGGUUUGGCAAAAAAUUACAGACAGGAGGAAUUACGAAUUUGUGUACAGCUGGUGUCUUCAUGAAAUGCUUGUUACUUUUAAGUAGUUUGAACUGUUAGGAAAUUGUCUAAAAAGUGCAAUAAAUUGAUUGAAACAUG
Messenger RNA from Scomber scombrus (Atlantic mackerel), 2834 nucleotides. RefSeq names its product insulin-like growth factor binding protein, acid labile subunit (gene igfals). Gene Ontology annotation, cellular component: plasma membrane. Lineage: Eukaryota; Metazoa; Chordata; Actinopteri; Scombriformes; Scombridae. The coding region runs from base 100 to 1833 and encodes 577 amino acids. The record is from RefSeq and is a predicted model, not a curated record. Gene Ontology annotation, molecular function: protein binding. The transcript has 2 exons.